Messenger RNA from Fusarium venenatum, 333 nucleotides. The record is from RefSeq and is a predicted model, not a curated record. Lineage: Eukaryota; Fungi; Ascomycota; Sordariomycetes; Hypocreales; Nectriaceae.
AUGUUGCGUCCUCGACCGCCUACUCCGGCGGAAAUGUUGUGUUUUGAACCGCCUCCGUGGGCAGAAAGUAGUGGAGACACUUCUUCUCGAAAACGACCGUCUCCGGAAGACAACGCUUCAGACGACAAACCUCCAUACGAGGAUAAUAAACCACACGUUGACGACAUCUCUUACAGCAAACUUUCCGACAACGCGCCCCCAACGAACGAGUCUUCCAACGGUAAAUCUUCUGAAGAUGACCCCUCUAGACAUGUGCCUCCCAAGAUUGACAAUGAGCCGGACGACAUGGAUUUACUCCACCCAGUAGUCACCUCUUACAUCUGUUGUUUUUAG